UCCUCUUUUUGCAAACAAUAUUUUCUUUAGCCAGCUUCUGGCGAUUCCCUAUUUACAAUUGAUCUCUCAAUUUCACUUUCAGUUUUCUUCUCAAAUUUACAGCAAAAUUAGCUCAAAAUUCUCUUCAAUUUCUUCAUCGAAUGACCAUAAUGACUCCUGCUCCUACCGAUCAGGAAGAGGAGGAGAUGCUUGUUCCGCGUUCAGAUUUGGUAUUUGAAGGACCUCAGCCUAUGGAAGCACAAGCAGAAACCGGCAAUGAUGUGGAAAAGCAGCCACCAGAGGAUCCUCAAACUUCAAGGUUUACUUGGAAGAUAGAUAACUUCUCUAGGUUGAAUGUAAAGAAACUAUACUCUGACCCUUUUGUUGUCGGUGGCUAUAAAUGGCGGAUUUUAAUUUUUCCCAAGGGGAACAAUGUUGAUUACCUAUCCAUGUAUCUGGAUGUUGCUGAUUCAGCUAAUUUACCUUACGGGUGGAGUAGAUAUGCCCAGUUCAACUUGUCAAUUGUUAACCAAAUUCAUAACAAGUACUCCAUCAGAAAAGAGACACAACACCAAUUCAAUGCCAGAGAAAGUGAUUGGGGUUUCACAUCCUUUAUGCCACUUGGUGAACUAUAUGAUCCAAACAAAGGUUAUCUUGUUGAUGAUACAUGUGUUGUUGAUGCUGAGGUAGCUGUGCGAAAAAUUGUUGACUAUUGGUCGUAUGACUCAAAAAUGGAAACUGGCUUUGUUGGACUGAAGAACCAAGGAGCUACCUGUUAUAUGAACUCACUUCUUCAAACUCUCUACCAUAUUCCUUACUUCAGGAAGGCUGUAUACCACAUGCCUACAACUGAAAAUGAUAUGCCCUCUGCUAGUAUCCCUCUAGCGUUGCAAAGCUUAUUCUAUAAGCUCCAGUACAGUGACAACAGUGUAGCAACAAAGGAGUUGACAAAAUCAUUCGGAUGGGACACAUAUGAUUCUUUCUUGCAGCAUGAUGUGCAAGAACUCAAUCGUGUUCUCUGUGAAAAGCUUGAAGAAAAAAUGAAGGGUACUGUUGUGGAAGGCACUAUACAGCAGUUAUUCGAAGGGCACCAUAUGAACUAUAUUGAGUGCAUCAAUGUGGACUACAAAUCUACGAGAAAGGAGUCAUUUUAUGAUCUUCAGCUUGAUGUCAAAGGGUGUGCUGAUGUUUAUGCUUCGUUUGAUAAAUAUGUUGAAGUUGAACGUCUUGAGGGCGAUAACAAGUACCAUGCCGAACAAUAUGGUUUGCAGGAUGCUAAGAAGGGUGUCUUAUUCAUGGAUUUCCCCCCUGUCCUGCAGCUUCAGUUAAAGCGCUUUGAAUAUGAUUUUUCACGGGACACUAUGGUAAAGAUAAAUGACAGGUAUGAGUUCCCUCUGCAACUCGAUCUAGAUAGAGAGAAUGGUAAAUACUUGUCGCCUGAGGCAGAUGGAAGUGUCAGAAACCUUUACACACUUCACAGUGUAUUAGUCCACAGUGGUGGUGUGCAUGGUGGGCACUAUUAUGCUUUCAUAAGGCCAACUCUUUCAGAUCAAUGGUAUAAAUUUGAUGAUGAACGUGUGACUAAAGAAGAUGUGAAAAGAGCUCUAGAAGAGCAGUAUGGAGGAGAAGAAGAGCAGUUGCCACAAACAAAUCCUGGAUUUAAUAAUACUCCCUUCAAAUUUACUAAGUACUCAAAUGCUUACAUGCUGGUCUAUAUUCGGGAAUGUGACAAAGAGAAAAUAAUGUGUAAUGUUGACGAGAAGGACAUUGCUGAGCACCUUAGGGCAAGGUUAAAGAGAGAACAAGAAGAGAAAGAGCAGAAGAAGAAGGAGAAAGCAGAGGCACACCUUUACACAAUUAUAAAGGUUUCUCGUGAUGAAGACCUCAGACAGCAGAUUGGGAAGGACAUACAUUUUGAUUUAGUGGAUUAUGACAAAGUUAGGAGUUUUCGCAUUCAGAAGCAGACACUUUUUAGCAUUUUUAAGGAGGAAGUUGCCAAAGAAUUUGGUGUACCAGUGCAAUCUCAACGUUUUUGGUUAUGGGCAAAGCGCCAGAAUCAUACAUAUCGUCCAAAUCGGCCAUUAACACAUCUCGAAGAAGCUCAAACUGUUGGACAGUUGAGGGAAGCGUCAAGUAAGGUUCAGAAUGCAGAGCUAAAAUUGUUCUUGGAAGUGGAGCUUGGACUGCAUGUGCAUAAUUACAAGGACUUGAGACACAUCCCUCCACCUGACAAGACUAAAGAUGAUAUUAUGCUAUUCUUCAAGAUUUAUGAUCCUGAGAAAGAAGAGCUGAGGUAUGCUGGAAGACUCUUUGUAAAGGGAACGAGUAAUCCAACUGAAAUCUUGAACAAACUAAAUGAAAUGGCUGGCUAUGCCCCUGAUCAAGAGAUUGAACUAUAUGAGGAAAUAAAAUUUGAACCGAUUGUCUUGUGUGAACCCAUUAACAAGAAAUUUGCUUUCCGAACGAACCAGCUUGAGGAUGGUGAUAUAGUAUGCUAUCAGAAAUCCCUUUCUCCUGAAAGUCGCCAGAAGUUACGGUAUCCAGAUGUUCCUUCUUUCCUGGAGUAUGUUCAAAAUCGCCAGGUGGUUCACUUCCGAUACUUAGAAAAGUUGAAGGAGGAUGAUUUCUGUUUAGAGCUGUCAAAGAUUAAUACAUAUGAUGAAGUUGUGGAAAGAGUAGCUCAGCGACUUGGCUUGGAUGAUCCAUCCAAAAUAAGGCUCACACCCCAUAAUUGUUACUCUCAGCAACCUAAACCCCAGCCGAUCAAGUACAGAGGUGUUGACACCCUUGGAGAUAUGCUGGUCCACUACAAUCAGACAUCUGAUAUUUUGUACUAUGAAGUACUGGACAUUCCUUUGCCAGAAUUGCAAGGUUUAAAAACCUUAAAAGUAGCUUUUCAUCAUGCUACCAAAGAUGAAGUGGUCACUUACACUAUCAGACUACCAAAACAAUCUACUGUUGGUGAUGUAAUUAAUGAUUUAAAGACGAAGGUAGAGUUGUCAAAUCCAGAUGCAGAAUUAAGAUUGCUAGAGGUCUUCUACCACAAAAUUUAUAAGAUAUUUCCAACAAGUGAGAAGAUAGAGAACAUAAAUGACCAGUACUGGACAUUGAGGGCCGAAGAGAUUCCUGAAGAAGAGAAGAAUCUAGGCCCGAAUGCUCGUUUGAUUCAUGUGUAUCACUUCAGUAAAGAAACUGCACAAAACCAAAUGCAAAUUCAGAAUUUUGGGGAACCUUUCCUCUUGGUUAUCCAUGAGGGUGAGACUUUAGUUCAAGUGAAGGUGCGAAUACAGAAGAAAUUGCAGGUCCCAGAUGAAGAGUUUGCUAAGUGGAAAUUUGCAUUCCUCUCACUUGGUCGUCCUGAGUACCUUGAGGACUCGGAUAUAUUGUUCAACCGUUUCCAGCGAAAGGAUGUUUAUGGUGCUUGGGAGCAGUAUCUUGGCUUGGAACAUUCUGACAAUGCCCCUAAAAGGAUUAAUGCAGCAUAUCAGAAUCGCCCGACGUACGAGAAGCCUGUUAAAAUUUACAACUAGUAACGCCGCUGAAAAUGAAGAUUGUGAGAUGGUUCAAAUCUAUGAUUGACCAUUGCAUUUGUCCCUGAAGUUAAGAAGCCAGUUCGAGUCUGUACAGGGUUUUAUGAUUUUUGUUACUGAAGCAUCUUGUAUUCUGAUAUGGAUGUGAAGUUUGAUCCUAAUGCAGCAUCCAUAUCUCAGUACUUGAACUCAAGUGAUGCGUAAAUGGCCCAUCGAUAACUCUCUCUCUGUUCUAGUGUAAGUUAAGCGAGCCAUACAUUGGCAAAGAAUUUUGAACAAAUGAAUGAAUACAUAAUAUAUUGUGCUUGAUUCAGUUCUGACUUUUAUCUGAGGAGAAGAGUACUACUCAGUUUUCUGCCAUUUUUUGGGCUCUAUAGAUGUGAUUAUUUCUGGUAGAGAUUUUGAGGUUUUUCCCUCUGAAAUUGUGUAACCUUAAGUUUGGUAAUUUCUUGCUAUUGUAAUUAACCAGUAAUUAAGAAUGACAAAUUGUUUGUCACAAGUA
Solanum lycopersicum (tomato) is the source of this 4011-nucleotide messenger RNA. RefSeq names its product ubiquitin C-terminal hydrolase 13-like. Gene Ontology annotation, biological process: regulation of protein stability; protein deubiquitination. Lineage: Eukaryota; Viridiplantae; Streptophyta; Magnoliopsida; Solanales; Solanaceae. Gene Ontology annotation, cellular component: nucleus; cytosol. Gene Ontology annotation, molecular function: cysteine-type deubiquitinase activity; protein binding. The record is from RefSeq and is a predicted model, not a curated record.